AAUGAAAAGCAUUCGAAACCGUCUCGAGUAGCGCCGGUUGACGGUACUAGUCAACGUGUUAAAAGCAAUUCUCAUUUUCCAGAUGAACCAUUCACAAAGCAAUGGCUCAGGCCCUGGGCCCAUCCCACAACGAUGGCUGGAAUGUCCUCGUAAAUCAGAUGGCUUGAUUCAUGGCUUGUUCCUUGCCUUCAAAACUCCCCUCAGCGCUAAAUUUGAUGAUCAAGUUCCUCCUGCCAACAGAUUCUCACCCAACAUGCUUAUUGGCUCAAUGAAAAGCCACAAGGUUGAAAUUGGGCUUUGGGUUGAUCUAACAAACACAAAUCGCUUCUAUGACUUCAAAGACGUCAAAAGCAAUGAUUGUCGGUAUGUGAAACUCAGCUGCCGUGGUCAUGGGGAAGCUCCGUCACAAGAAUCUGUUCAGACCUUCAUAAGGAUCUGCUCAACAUUCAAAGCAAAAUAUCCUCUGAAAGCUAUUGCCGUGCAUUGCACACACGGGUUCAACAGGACAGGCUUCAUGAUCUGUUCAUACCUCGUGGAGCAAGAGGACAUCAGCAUUGAUCUUGCAGUGCAAAUGUUUGCCAGGAGCAGGUCUCCUGGGAUCUACAAGCAAGACUACAUCAACCAGCUGUUCCAGUGGUACGGAGAUGGAGAUGAUGCUCCUCCCGUGGCUCCGGCGCUGCCUUCCUGGCACACUGAGUGCGACGACUCCGACACUGAGAGCGGCUCUAGCGGAGUCAGGGGCGGCAAGCGCAACGGCCACGAGAGGAACAAAAGCAACCCCACCUUCAUGGAGGGCGUCGACAACGUGCGUCCUGUGACGCAACCUGAGGUGCUGAGCAGAGUGCGGCGCAGGAUCCAGGACAUGUGUGGCUUCAGGUCGUCAGGGUUCCCAGGCUGCCAGCCAGUGAGCAUGUCGCGCGAUAAUAUCUCCUUGCUGAAGGACCAUCCAUAUUAUGUCUCCUGGAAGGCUGACGGCACAAGAUACAUGAUGCUCAUUGACGGUGGCGGAGAGAUCUACUUGUCUGACCGUGACAACAGCAUCUUCCACGCCCCGGACAUCACCUUCAAAGACAAGGACGAUCUCAACGUCAACCUCAAAGACACGCUCAUAGACGGCGAACUUGUGAUAGACGUGGAGCCCGGUACCAAGAAGCGGUAUCCGCGAUACCUGAUCUACGACGCGCUGAGGAUCCGUGGCAGAGACAUCAGAGAGGACACCUUCUGGCUGCGAUGGGAGAGAAUCAACACGGACAUCAUCAUGCCGCGCAACUUCGCAAUCACCACAGGCAAGAUCAACAAGGCGCGGGAGCCCUUCAGUGUGCGGCGUAAAGACUUUUGGGAGGCGAGCGAGUGCAACACUAAGAAGCUUCUUAGCGACAGCUUCACCAAGAAACUUCUGCAUGAACCUGACGGCCUAAUAUUCCAACCUGACCAGCUGCCCUACAUGUGCGGACGGUGCGACGCGGUGCUCAAAUGGAAGCCGCCCUCCCACAAUUCCGUUGACUUCAAGCUUAAGAUCGUCACGCGGGGCGGCGAGGGGUUGUUGACUUCGAAAGUUGGUCUGCUGUUCGUGGGUGGUUUGGAUGCGCCUUUUGGUGAGAUUAAAAUUAAAAACUUGAAGAACUACGACAACAAGAUCAUCGAGUGCAGCGUCAACGAGAAGCGAGAGUGGGUCUUCAUGAGAGAGCGCACAGAUAAAUCCUUCCCCAACAGCUACCAGACUGCUGAAGCUGUGGUGAAGACGAUCAUGCAGCCUGUGACCGAGCAAUACCUGCUGGAUUACAUCGCACAACACGGCUACCGCAAGCCCGACCAUUUACUCAUGCCACCGCCUCCUGGCAUCGCUUCAACCCGACCCCCUGCCCAGCCUCCCGCUCGUAACCACCAUCCCUCCGUGAACACUAACGGCGUUAAUAACAAUCACAACGCGCUCGGUAACGCCAGAAAAAGUUUCCGGCAGCACGAAGAUCAGCACCUCGGUUCCGCCUCUACUUCAAACGCCUCCGAAGACUUGGUCAUGCCCAGCGACUGGCAUGGGGCGAGUGAUUCCUCCUUAGAAUUUGAGUCUUACGACGCCAGAGGGCACAGCGGCCGGCGCCAGCGCCUGAGCUCCGACGAGGACGAUAACAGCAGCGGGGACGAGGCAUCUCAACAGACCACCAAAAGACGAUGUAUGUCCUGAAAAGUACCGUAUUCCUGCACUGUAAGGCCCGUCCACUACGAACUUUUUCCAUUCAAGCAUUUUUUUUAUACUAACCCCACACAGACACACAGGAUUUCUCGUCGUAUCGAGCCCUGCUUGUAUCUUCGCUUGGGACAUGGCUUGAGGUCAUUUAUCCUUUGAGCUCCCAAAUCUCGUCGUCCCAUUCUUAAUUAUACGCGCCACGUAGCGAUCCCAACUCAACACGAAGAUGAGAAUAAGAUAAGAUAAGACUUUAAUAAUCUGUUCAUGAUAUUCAAACUUGAUAUUCGAAGCUCACCAACCAGUCAAGUAAAAAAAAAGUCACUAAAUAUGUCAGAAAGCUCGUCAUUAUGCGCAUUUUGACCCGCACUUAGGUUGAAGCGUUAUCAACAGAGUUUGAACGUGUGUGGUUCUGAAAAUUUUUUGACGCUUCUUAUCCACUUGCCCUGUGCGUGUCAGUGAAAAAAUUUUUGUAUAAUUCUGCCUCGGAAGUUCAUUGGGAGCUGAAGCAAAGCUUCCAGUCUGUGAUGUUAAAUAGCAAAUGAAGUUAUUUAUGGAUAGCUCUAGGAAGGUUUGGGAAUUUUUCGAUGUAAAAUAUAAAUAAAGGUUAUGGUGUAUCUGGCAGUUUAGUAUUUCUGCAUGAGACUUGUUUGCGAACUCUUUUCGUUAGUAUUAACUUUGGUAGCGUGUGCACUGGCCGGUAAGGAUAAAAUAUUUGUUAUCAGCAGGAAGCUUGGCCAUUUGCAUCUCCCAUUGGCGUGAAGUAAAUCAUCACGUUAUCCCUUGUUGCUUUUGUUACUUUAGAUUCAUUUAAAUACAAUGUUAAGGCUGAGUGUUUGUAAUUAGCUGAAAUGAAUACUCGUGUAUGUAUUUAUUUUCAUCCACUUAGCUCAUGAUGAAGCACACGAGGAUGCGUACUUAUUCAAUGUACACUUGGAGGGGGUGUGCUACGCUUGUUUGUUGUGAACACAUUCCCUUCGUGAACUGCUACACUAUUGAUCUUAUCCUUUCACAAUCAUAAUUUAUUUAAUGAGCCUAAUAGUGCGUUUCUAAUAUGUGAUACUAUACCUCGAGCGAGAUUUGUCGAGGACGUGGCGUCUGCUAAUAUCUUCGGAGCAAACUUUUGGUUCGUUCACUUCGGAUAGCGUAAAUGGUGGCUACUGCUUUCAUAGAAACUUGCCUAUGUCAGAGUCUCCCUCCAGACAGACGACGAGUUGACUGCAACGGCGGUUUUCAAGUGGAAAGUAGUGUUGGUAUUUCUUGUUCUUUAUUUACGCUUCGCCUUAUUUCAUCCAUUUAUCAGUUCUUUUGUAAGACGUUGAGCAGGAUGUCUCUAAAGCAUUUCUCUCUAUAAAUGAGCCAGGUGUUGUAUUGCUGAUGGUAUUUCCUAUUAUUAACAGGCUUUGGUCUUUCAGUUUUUUUGUACCGCAAGUAGGGCUUGAAUUCGUAAAUAAUACUGCUGAGAUUUCACGACGAAGCUGGGAUAAUAUGUAAUAAUAACAUAAUAAUAAUAACUACAUUGUGUUUUUGGAUUCAAAAAAUGCUUCAACCUUCAAAAUUAGUUGCCUUGUAACUUUAAAAGGAAUAACUUUUUAUUUGUUCAACCAAAAACUGUUCCUAGAACUGGAUGCUCAUGAAGAUAGAACAAUGCCAAUGAACUUAAGCUAUAUAAGCUAUAUAAGCUAUAACUGCUGGUGCGUUUCUUGCAUGCAUCAUCGCAGCCUCGAUACUGAUGGUGUUCAUGUUCUUCUUUACUUUCCAAUUUGAAUUCAAGUAGCUACUCCAUUGAAUGUUCUGUACAAUGUAGGAUUUUAUUGGUUAGAAUUACACAAAAUAGUCAGGGGAGUGAUACGUGUACAUAUGUAUUGCGUUAUCAAAAAUCUGCGGGUUUUCCUGAGAUGACCUCACGUGUAUAUUUGUAUUUAGCAACGAGCAUUCGUGUCUGUUGUGAGUCUUACAAGUGUGACCGCGUUCAUGUUGUUCACGAGGAGGAGGAAUGUUCUGUUGUUGACUCGUGAACAGCUGUUGAUGUUAGAACAAGGAAUAUCAACUGCACUGAGAGCUCGUUCAACAUGAGACUUGUUCCUUGAAUGUGAUCCUUCUUCGACCACAGACUUGUUUCUUUCAUCGAAAUCUUCGUACUUUGACCAAAGACUUGUAUUUUCGAUCUACGACUCUUCCUUUGAUCUAUGAUUUUAUUCUUUGAUCUAUGACUAGUUUCUUCGCUCUAUGACUUGUUCCUUCGACCUAUGACUUGUUUCUUCCAUCUAUGACUUGUUUCGUAUUUUCUUCUUUUCGUAUUUUCUUUUUUCUUUUUGAAUUGCUUGCACGAACAGCGAAUUUCAGUCGCGUUUAGAACGAUGAAUCAAUGAGUGAACUGGGCCCGGUUUAGUGACAUGGAAUUCAUUUGUUGUUUAAAAAACAUUAAUUAAUUUCUAACUAUAUUGGAUUCUAACUUAAUUUUUGGCUUUUUUCAAAGGUACUGUGCAAUAGCUUUGUUUUUUGAAGUUCCCUGUUCCACCUGUUUUAUAUCAAAGUUUCAUCUUAUGGGAAUUAAUUACAAACGCUAGAAAAGAAUCUUAUGAUCAAAAGUUUUAUGAAUAGCAUGUAUGAUCUGAAUAUAGAAAAGCUGCUGGUACAGUUGGUAAAAAUGGGUCUUAAUUAAUGCCAUCUAUGGUCAAAAAUUUACUCUGUAUUCGCUGAGUUGGGCAAAUGCUAGUCUCUAACUCCACGGUCAUUUCCUUUCCUGCUUUUGGUUUGGUCGUGUCAUUAAAAUUUGCAGUUAUCAGUCUUACUACAAAUGAUAUUAGCCACUUGAGUUUCACUUGUGUAAAUAUCGUGAACAUUUUCGUGAUGAGAAAUCGCCGAUGUUGGUGCUGGACAUCGAUUGCCUUUUAUACAUUGCAAAAGAAAAAAGUUUCGAACGUU
Messenger RNA from Hyalella azteca, 5110 nucleotides. RefSeq names its product mRNA-capping enzyme (gene mRNA-cap). The record is from RefSeq and is a predicted model, not a curated record. Lineage: Eukaryota; Metazoa; Arthropoda; Malacostraca; Amphipoda; Hyalellidae. The transcript is spliced from 12 exons. Gene Ontology annotation, molecular function: mRNA guanylyltransferase activity; mRNA 5'-triphosphate monophosphatase activity; ATP binding. The coding region runs from base 83 to 2182 and encodes 699 amino acids. Gene Ontology annotation, biological process: 7-methylguanosine mRNA capping; dephosphorylation.